ACGCGCCCGCCGCUCCCCGCCGCCGCCGCCUCCGCGCCGCUGCCCUGCGCCGCCCGGCCGCCUCCUGCCGCCUCCUGCCGCCCGCCAUGGGGGCCCGGCGCCCGGCCCGGCCAUGAAGGGCGGCGGGGGGGCCCGCUCCCACCUCCUGCCCGCCGCCAGGGGACCGCGACGCCCGGGGACCGGCGGGGCUCCUCCUCGCUUACUGCUAUGGACAGUGCUAUCACCCUGUGGCAGUUCCUCCUCCAACUCCUGCAAGAGCCUCAGAACAAGAAUAUCAUCUCUUGGACCUCCAACGACGGGGAGUUCAAACUGCUGCAGGCAGAGGAGGUGGCCAGACUCUGGGGAAUCCGCAAGAACAAGCCCAGCAUGAACUAUGAUAAACUCAGCCGUGCUCUCAGAUACUAUUAUGUGAAGAAUAUCAUUAAAAAAGUGAAUGGUAAGAAGUUUGUAUACAAGUUUGUUUCUUAUCCGGAGAUUUUAAAUAUGGAUCCACUUGUCGUGGGCCGUAUAGAAGGAGACCCUGAAAUGACUGGUUUUGCGGAAGUUAGCAGUGCUGCAAAGGAUGUGGAAAACUGUGGGAAGGAGAAGUCUCAGUCAUGUGCUAAAUCCUCCAGCCGCAAUGACUAUAUCCACUCAGGCUUGUACUCCUCUUUUACGCUGAACUCCCUGAACUCUUCCAGUGUAAAACUCUUCAGGUCCAUCAAGAUUGAGAAUCCAGCCGAGAAACUGACAGAGAAGAAACCCGCUCAGGAUCCAACACCGUCUGUCAUCAAGUUUGUAACCAUGCCCUCCAAAAAGCCGUCCUCUGUCCCCCUGGUCGCUACCACUUCAACGGUCUCUGCCACUUCCACCGCUUCUGCCCCUUCGGCUGCAUCCUCUCUCUCCAUGGGAUCAGAAGAAACUCUCCAGACCUUGGAGACUCUCGUUCUACCCAAGUUAACUGUCCCUGAAGCUCCAGCACCUUUGCCAAACUUAACCACCAGCUUCACCCCAACUCCGCCUGUAUCCUCGGUUUCUCCCACUCUGCAAGUUCCUUCCACUCCCCCUUCGCCCCCCCUGAGUUCUAAUCCUGACCUGGACAUUGACACGGACAUAGAGUCGGUGGCUUCGCAGCAGCUGGAGCAGGCUCAGAGCCUUCAGCAUCAAUCCCCAGAGCCCAAAGAGCAGGAUUCAUCUGUGCUGGAGAAGGAAUUUGCCAAUCAUCUCUCCAGAUCUAAAAAACCCAAAGGGCUGGAGUUGGCUCCUACUCUUGUCAUUACAGGCAGUGAUCCAAGUCCGUUGGGAAUACUGAGCCCUUCUCUCCCCACCGCUUCUCUUACUCCAGCACUUUUCUCUCAGACUCCCAUCUUGCUGACCCCAAGUCCUUUGCUCUCCAGUAUUCAUUUCUGGAGUACCCUAAGCCCGGUUGCUCCUCUCAGUCCUGCAAGGUUGCAAGGUGCUAACACACUCUUUCAGUUUCCAUCAGUGCUGAACAGUCAUGGCCCAUUUACUCUGUCUGGACUGGAUGGACCCUCUACCCCUGGCCCAUUUUCCCCUGAUCUGCAGAAGACAUAGCACAUGAACUCAUGGAAAGGACAUAUUGGCAAGCAAGGGAAAGAUUAUGACACUUAUAUUUAACCAUGUUUUUUAAACGAGCAAUUUAUAAUUCCACAGAGAUUAUCAAGUCAUAGUUUUUGCCAUUCCCAGAUAAAAUGCCUUUUUUGCAAAAUUCCUGUUUUUUUGAAGACCCAGAUUGGGAAUGUAUAUGCAAACGCCUUAAUAGGAGCUGAAGCUCCGGUCUCUUCUCUUCCCUCCUUGGUUUGGAAGACUUCACUAUGGUUAAAGGGAGUUUCAGUUGGUGUUGCAGUAACUGAGUCUGCACUGAUUGCAGUAAAUGGUAUCAGAGAAGUCUUUUCUCUGUGACUCUUGGAAAACCUCUGUUCUUCUGCUUCCUGUGCUUGGCAAGAAGAAAUCUAAUUGCGAUCGAAGCUGGCAUUCCAGGAAAUGCUUGGGAAAGGGGUGUGUGUGCACUCGGCUUUGCCUUGGGGCCUGAUAACUUCUGCAGCAACAAAACAGCCCGCGUCUUAUCUGCUGUACAAACGUCUUGUCUCUUUGCAGGGAGAAAUUUUCAAGGAAUACUCGAUGAUUGCGUUACUCAGAUAUGAACAAUUUUUGAAUGGCAUUGUACAAAGACAGUCCAGCCUCUCGGGGAAGUGGCCUGGCUGCCUUCUGGAUGCUUCCUGGCCCUCCCUUUGGUGAGGAGGCAAGGCCUGGGGACAAACGAAUGGUGGGAUUAGUUCCUUUCAGUUCUCAGAAAGUUUGAAUGCUGAAGUCCAAACAUUUCUUGUGCCAGAGACCUGUUCUAAAGCCUGUAAUCUCACUGCUAGAUCAGCAGCGUGAUGGAUUUACGUGAGGUUUGAGGGUGUAUCUGUUACGUGAGGUUGCUGCCUGAUGCGCUAUUAUCAGACCCAAGCUGUGGGUGAGAACGCUAACGUCUGAGCGUUAACGUUACUGCUCUUUUCCCACAGGUGAAGUGGAGAAUCUCCUCUUCUCCGAGCUCUUAUCUCGAGUUUUGCUUUACAUCUAUUGCUUUUUUUGUAUGAGGAAGCACUCAGACCCCAAAAACGUUAGGCUUAGUGCGUACGGCUAGUUGAGAGAGGUACCGUGGCGUAUCAACCUUACUGUAAAUUUGCGCUUGCUUUUCUUUCCUUGGUGGCCGUGUGUGUGGAUGAAUACAGGAUCAGUUUCCAGAGCCAUUUGAAACACUGACGAAAUGAAAUUUGUAAUUAGAUUUUUAAACCUCAGGAGGCCUUUUAAGAGAACUGAGGAAUGAGAGAGGAGGGACUCUCCUCGCACGGCCCCUCAGAGGUUGGAUGUCUUGGUCUGCUGGCACCGAGCUCUGUGCCCUUCCACUUUGGGUCUCUGCUGUCAGGCAGCAACUUCGGUUUGCUACCCACAUACGUGUGGUGAGUUGGUGACAUAAGGAUAAAAAUACCCACUAGAAAACAGAUGGAGACCAUCUCUUUCCUUCGGUAUCCUCACUGCCCGUCUUUGAGGUUUUGAUGAGCAGAGAAAGAUUGUACCUUUACAGCAAGAGGAGCUGGCAGUGUGCUUCCUGCUCUAGUGCACCUGUCUGGUGGGUGAAUGGUGAGCUCUGCCUUCCCAGAGUUUUCCUUUUGCCAGUUUUGUGGACUCUGAAUUCACUUUAAAGCAUAUGUAUGACAAUACCCAAGACUUAAUUUACCGCAGUGAUUUUCUCUCUGUAUAUUCUAGCAUUGAAAUAUGUAAACCACUUAGUAUGUUCCCAGUAGGGCACCCUAGCCAUGGGUGGGUGUAAUGGAGUUGCUUUUUGGGCAUUGUUCAUCCAGAAAGUCCUCUGCCUGGUGGGAGAAAAGAGUGUGCCUAUCUUGGGGUGCAGAUAGCAGGGCGCGAGCUCACGUAGCGAACUGUCUUCCUGGCCGUCACGUCAGAGGCACGACACUGCUUCGCGUUUUACACAUCAGCAGAUGCAGGAUAAAGUUCCGGUGCCAGUGGCUCUUAAAAUGACAAUGUGCAAUAUUGACUUUUUUUUUUUAAAUGCAGAAAGAAACCUGCAGAUCAUAGUUAAGAGCAGGCAUGUGGAAUUUUCUGGUUUGCAUGAUAGCUUAUAAGUUUGCUCUAGAAAAUAUAUAUAGCUAUAUAUAAAUAGCAGCACUUUUAAUGGUUGUUUUAGGUUGGCCAAUUUUAUGCCCACUGUGUGUGUGGAUUUGAGAGCAACAUUGCAGACUAGGAUUAAAGUUUAAAAAUAACUAAUGAGCACUAAAGACUUGCAAUUUAAUUGCUUCCCUUUCCUUGUCCCCUAUGGAGAAAAGCCAAGUUUUUGUUUAAAAGUUGUGUAUGUGCACACGUGCACUUAUUUUUUUGUAAACUGUAUCACUUUCAGCAUAGGUAUGCAAGAGAACCAAAUGCUAAUGUAGCUUAUCAGUUUUGCUUGGCCUGGUUUCAUGCUCUUCUCCAAGUAGCUGCAUAAGCUUGCACUGCCACAGCUGGUGGCUGAAAUACGUGUUCACCUUCAGGAAUACCUUCUUCAGAGAGAGUGAAACGCAGUCUGAAUGUGUUAGCUUCGAUCUGGUGAUGUCCAGCUUCCUGACGGAUGACUUGAGAAGGUGACUGCUUUUGCUUGGGCACCUGCCUUGGAAAAUAAAGGUCCCACAUAGGAUUAUAAUCUCAGGAGGCAGUUGGAAAAGCAAGACUAGGCAAGGUGAGGUGGGAGAGAAGUUCACUCCUGUUUUCCCCACUGUAACUUUCAGGUCACUUAAAAUAAUAGUGUCUUGUAUAUAUGCUGCCUCAUUAAAUGGACAUUUACUAAUAAGUGUAUAACUGCCAGCUUUUUUGGAUCACAUUCCUGGCAGCACAGUGUCGCUGUGACAUCCUGGGAGCUUGGUUGUGUGAACUGCUGGUACUCUGCUGGCUCGCUGCAGGAGCAGUUUGCAACUUGGUUUUAGUGUAGGGAAGGUGGGGGUUAAUAUAGGCUCUCUUUUAAUUAUCAUGUUAGCAGUCUGUAGUAUGGGUAUAGUACCGUGUUGGUUUUAAAAAUAGUGCAGCAUUACAGAAACAUUUUAUUACGUUACAAUUCAUGUUGCUGAAGUAACUGUGGUAUUGUCAAAUGCUUGGUAGUAUUUGCAUUGGUUAAUUCAUAGAUGGUGGUAGAAUUAGACUGGAUGAGCAUGGAAGCUGAACAUCUGUCUCGCUUCUGGAAAUCUCUUUUAAAUGUUAUUGCUGCUGUAUAAUAGUACUGCAGAGUUGCAAAGCUUGCGCUGCUGGUGCUGUCUGUGCUACGUCUGUUUUUUUUGAGAUCCUGAACCGUCAGGAUGCCACUAGCAACGUGUGCUGCAAGCAGAGACAAUCCGUGGAAAGCAGAAACGUGUUAAUAACAGCCUACGUUUAGAGAACCGUCCCUGUUCUGUCUUACCCAUUUUCAGAGAAUGUGAUCCUAGUAAAUGAGGGUGAUGGAAGAAAGGUUUUUUUGUUAGCAGCUUAAGUCUAGAACCUUGUUUCAGAAAUUGGUCUUCAGCAGUGACAGCUGAAUGUAAUUCCUAUGCACUGUCUUCGGCACAUUCAAAUUGCAUUUUGCAAUAGGUCAGGAAGUGAUGAAAUUCCUCAAAUUGGAGAAUUCGUUGUAUUCACUUAGAGUGUCUUAAGACUUCAGUAUCCGUGCAUCUUUGGUGUAACGGAGUGGGAAUUAAAAUAUGGAAAUCUUUGGCUAUUCAGCAGUUUGUUUGGGAUAGUUUCUCCCUCUAAUAUAUUUUCAAACCUCAGAUAUCCAACAAACAGAUUCUUCUUGGUUUUCAUAGUGUUCAUUUUAACCGCAGUGAAGGCUGCUCAUGUGCAUAUCUUCCUUCACAAGCUUUUCAACGUGCCGACCUGUUUAAUGUCAGAUUCUCUCAUGACUUCAACUUCCAUGCGAGAGCUUCUGCAGGUCAAGACUGGAUAAAAGAGCUAGCCUAGCGCAUCGAUGCAGUUUCUCAGGUGAGCACAAGCAGAGUUCUGGUCCACUUCGGUAGCAUUAUUCUAUUGCUGAGUUUGGAACCUACAGUGCUGACAAUCUGUUGGCUACCCAUGGUUUAUUCAUUUAUCUUCUAGUUACUUUUUGCUACUGUUUUAUAGCGUUUUUUGUAUGUACUCAACUUUUACUAUACAAUUUAACCUCUUCCAUUUUUAAUGCAUAUUUGUUUACAAGACACAUCUCAGUGUUGUAUCAAGAGGCUAUCUUGGUAUUGUCAGCUAUGAAAUAAACUACAUCAGUAGUUAAGGAACAUUGUCAAAGUUGACAGGUAUUUUAAAACUUGAUGUUUGAGUUUUGGGUGUCCAUAACAAUUUUGUUCUGUUUUGUUCCUUAGUUCUCCUGUGUAAGAAAUAUUACAUACCGUCUGGCCUCUCGGGUCCUAGGUAUGGAGAGUUUAUUUUGACUUAAAAAUGACGGAGCAUGGUAUUGCAGACAGGCAGCCCGAGCACCACGGGAUCUUACACUCAGCAACUAAGUUGAAAGUACAUGAAAAUUGUAAUCGUGUUGCUUAGAAGCUAUUUGGGGUGCUUUAAUGAGGUAUAGUAUGUCUUGCCUAAACAGGAAUUUUUAUGGUUUGAUUUGAAUUUAAUUAAACAGUAAUUGGCAAUGGCUGCUGUUUAGUCUGAACAGCGUUAGGAAAUCUGCUUAAUGUGGAAGCCUUUGGCUAUUGCCAUCUAGAUGAGUGGUGGUUAAUAUGUGACAUGCUGGAGUUGAUCUCUUGAAAUCUGAGGCUGUCAGGUGAAGAUUAAAGGGUGAAAUGCAGUGACAGUUGUUUUACACAGUUCUUCAGGGCUAUUACUGCAAUAGACUUUCUUGGAUUGACAUCUGUGAACAUGGCAUUCCACGUAGUUUGAGCGAAUAGCAUUGACUCUGUAGGACCCCUUUAUAAAGCUGGUUCUGGACAGAAAUAUUUCUGAAAAUAGAACCAAAUCUUUUCUCUGUAGCCUGCUUUUAGUCAUAAGGAUGUAAUAUAGGAACUACAAAGCCACAGGAAUGGCGGUGCUGCCAUAUUUCUACUUUGUGUUGAGUAUCAUUAUCAGACCUGCUACCUGUCUUGGUACCGCCUAAAGCAGAAAGGCUAAGCGUUGGUUUUGGGUGUCUAGCAGAUUUUGAACUGAGGAAUGUUAUUCUUGCUUUUGUACAAAGAGCAAACAAAAUUAAGGGAGAAUAUGUUCACUGCAGAACGUUGAUUCUUUUUGGAGGAUGCAGCUUUUCUGACCAUAAGCAUACUUUUAAAAAAAAUAAAAAUAAAGUGACCUGUAAGGUAAGAAAACUGGGCAGGGCCCAAUGUUUCUGCUUGGAUGUGUAAGCUAAUGUAUUUCCCUUUUCAGAUAGCGAGAUGUCAGCUUCGUAUAAAUUAUUCUAUAGAAAACAGUAGAACUGACUAGAAUUGAUUUUUGUUUACCCUUCCCUUCCAAAGAAUGUUGGUGAAGACUCUGUGGAGCUAUUCCAGGCAUCUGAUUAAAAAGCAUACUUCUACAGCUGAAGACUUGUUUUCUGUAUGCGUUGUUUAACUGAGACUGGAAUAGCUCUCGUCUUCUGAACGUACAUGUGCACACAGUCACUGCCCGAGAGGAUGUGUGUUCGUUAUGUGCUCUGGUUCAGAUUUGUGUAAAUGAUGCUUACAGUGUACACUCAGAGCAAAUACUGCACUAUGCAGUUGCCACUUUUAAAUGUUUUGCACAUGCUGUUGAGGCUUUUGAGAGCUUUUUCUUUCCUUUCUUUUUUUUUUUUUUUUUAAGUACUCAAAUCAAUUUUACCAUGGUGUGGGCUAAGUAUUUGCCAAAGGUUAUUUUUAAACACAUCUUUGACAUUGCUGUAUGCCACGUCUUCUAUAAAAGUGUCUUAACUGUAUCUUUGAAUAACUUUAUAUUAAUGGAACAACAAUUUGGACUUUUUUUUUUCUCCUGAAGCACUUCUCUGUUGAGACCAUGCAUUGCAGAAGGUUUUCAUCUCAAAGUAGGGAUUUUGGCAGGGUGAGAGGGUAACAGUAUAAUUAGCAACCUUUGGAAAACAGGGGUCUUUUAAUGGAGACACCGACUGAACUGUAAGCAGUGCAGUCCGAGAGGCUGGAAAGCAGUGUGUUUGGAGCCCACUUCAGUCCUUGGGCAGUACAUGCAACAGUGCUGUACUAAUAACUGGAAGCUGUUUUGUUUUGUUUUCCUUCUUUUUUUUCUUUUUUUUUUUUUUUAACACAGGAAGGCUUUGAGGAUGGCUUCUGCAUGGUUCCUAGUGUGUGCUGUGUGCUGUGGGGGGGGGGGUUACAAUACCUGGGUUUGCUCUAGGCUCCUUGAGAUGCAUUGUGGUUUUUUUUGGCUAGCAUGUCUUAAAUCUUCAGGCUUUGAAACUGCUUUAUAGAAUUGUGUUGACUUUUUGUUCUGCUGUUAUUCAGUUGCACAGAGUUUUAUAUAUAUGAUGUACUAGUUUUAACGUUAAUUCUCUGUGAACAGGGUUGAGAUUAUUCAUUGUAGUUAAAAAAAUGUAUUCUAAAACUCCCUUUGAAAAUCUUGUUUGUAUUCUGUUGCAGUGUUACCAGAUGGCCUUAUGUACGUCACAGUGUUUUGUGAUAAGUACAGUAGCACAUUUAAUGCUUAUCUCUCCCAACCCCUCUGUUUUUAUAGCUGAGAAGUAUAUUCUUAAUAAUAGAGAUGCAUAAACGGGAAAAUUUAAGUGACGUGUAUGGUAAGGAUAGUGGUUGUCUCCUCUAAUGUAUGUUAGGACAGCUGGAAUUAAUCUGAGACUGAAAUGACUCUGACUAGGGACAGUUAACCAGCACAAGACUUUGUCUUGGGAAUGUGAGAAUCGCUGUGUGAGCUGAUGGCAGACUUGAGUCGUAUGCCAGCAGCUUGUAAAAGGGAAGAGAUCCCUUGGCUUCAUCAGAACUGCUCUAACUUACACCAGCUGAGAAUCUGGUCCUUGCAGCUUUUUGUCCGUGGCUCAGAGAGAGCCAGGGAGAGAAGGUUAAGCUAAAUUUUAGAGAACUUCAGCAACCCAAUCAGCUGUGGUAACGUGUGACAGUUGUCAUUCUGUUUAAAGUGCAUAUCUGUUUUGGAAAGUGAUUUUCUGAUGUCUUUAGUGUUACUCCUCAAGUGAUUUUUUAGGUUAAUUUGGAUUCUCUGUAAAUCAGCGAGAUGACGUCUGCAGUAUUUUCAAUAGUACAGCAGCUCUGACAUUUCUGCUUGGGGCAGACUGUGGAGACAGUCAUGUAAGACUCUUUAACUCUGAAAUGGAUUUGAUUUUACUUUAAUUUAAGUAAAAAUGGUAUUGAAGUCAGCAAAUAACAUUUUCAGUUACUCUUUCCAGAACAGAAUUGCAUUUAAUAUGCACAUAUAGUACCGAGUUGAGAGACAAAGCAAGUUGUGUUAUAGCAAACAUCUGCUGGCUUCCUACAGUGGAGACUUACUCCAGACAUGGACUUUUAGAGCCAACUGUAAUCUUACACCGCUUUGGUGCUCUUCUUACAGUUGGGUAAACUUGCCUGUGAGAGAGUAGCUUCUCAGUCGAACUUUUUUUUGAAAAAAAGAAAAAAGAAAAAAAAACUUAUAAGAGUAUCUUAAUGCCAUUGUGUUUUAAAAAAAUGCUGGUAUGUAAUGCAAGUACAUAAAUAGCCAAAGUUUUCAGUAAUUGUUCAGUGUUACUAAAGUUGCUUUUAUUUAACCUUCCAAGAUAACAUAUUAGGAAGACCUUCAGCAUGUUGAUAUCAUAUUGAAAAAAAGUCUGAUCAACUUGAUUAUCGCAGAUAUGCAGUUAUUUGAACACAUUUCAGGUUUGACUAGAAUUUGGAGGGCAAAGUUCUAUGAUGCAAAACUUACUUUGGAGGACAUGCACUGUAUUGACACUUCAAAGUAACUAAUCCUACUUUUCAAGAGUGGCAUAUUGGCAGUUUUUAUUCAAACAUAAUGAAGGUCUUUCCUGAGAAAUCAGGUGACUUUUCUAUUGCUUCAAUUUUUGUGCAAAAAAAAUCAAUGUAUUGCAAUCUUUUUUUAAAAAUGGGGUGGGAAUAGUUAAAGAAAACUAUUUUAUGUAAGAACUGACAGAGGGAUUUGCUUUGUAUAAUGCAAGCCGGCUUUAAAAAAGCAUUGUAGCAAAUUAUUCAAGUCAAUCAUAUGUUAAUAGUUAUGUGCAACCAGACAUGCAAAACAAUUGUAUUUUUUUAAAUAAAUAUUUUUAACAAA
Molecule: messenger RNA, 9699 nt
Organism: Cygnus olor (mute swan)
Lineage: Eukaryota; Metazoa; Chordata; Aves; Anseriformes; Anatidae
Gene: ELK4
Product: ETS transcription factor ELK4
Exons: 5
Coding region: 208-1554 (448 amino acids)
Biological process (GO): cell differentiation; regulation of transcription by RNA polymerase II
Cellular component (GO): nucleus
Molecular function (GO): DNA-binding transcription factor activity, RNA polymerase II-specific; sequence-specific DNA binding
Source: RefSeq, a predicted model, not a curated record